Messenger RNA from Labrus mixtus (cuckoo wrasse), 5046 nucleotides. RefSeq names its product ribosomal protein S6 kinase polypeptide 1 (gene rps6kc1). The coding region runs from base 69 to 3452 and encodes 1127 amino acids. Lineage: Eukaryota; Metazoa; Chordata; Actinopteri; Labriformes; Labridae. The record is from RefSeq and is a predicted model, not a curated record. Gene Ontology annotation, molecular function: phosphatidylinositol binding; ATP binding; protein kinase activity. Gene Ontology annotation, biological process: protein phosphorylation. Gene Ontology annotation, cellular component: early endosome. The transcript is spliced from 16 exons.
UCUGCUACCAGGGAAUGAAUGUGUACGGCUAGCCGGCUGGUAGCUUUGGCAAUGUUGUCAUUAUCAGAAUGAUAUCGCAGCGGGACAGAGGAGAAUUUGCUCGGUUUUAUACUGUCACAGAUCCCAAAAAGCAUCAGAAAGGAUAUACAGUCUACAAAGUCACCGCAAGGAUAAUCUCCAGGAAGAGCCCAGAGGAUGUCCAGGAGAUAACAGUAUGGAAGAGGUACAGUGAUUUCCGCAAGCUUCAUCAAAACCUCUGGCAGCUGCACAAGAAUGUAUGUAGCCAGUCGGAGCUGUUCCCUCCGUUCGCCAGGGCCAAAGUCUUUGGGCGUUUUGAUGACUCAGUAGUAGAGGAGAGGAGACAGUGCUCUGAGGAUCUCCUUCAGUUCUCUGCAAAUAUCCCUGCUCUCUACAGCAGUGAGCACAUACAAGAUUUCUUCAAGGGUGGCGAGGUGCACGACGGUUCAGAGCUCAUCGGACCAGCGGAGCCAUUUUCUGACUUCCUGGCAGACAGUUUAUCGGACUGCAGCUCUGACGUGCAAAGAGACCUAAGUGGUGCAGAUGAUUUGACUAUCACUUCUGAGUAUGGAGGCCCGUCUAGCGACAGCGACCUGACCUCCCUGGCUGUGGAUUCAGACUCUCUAACUGGGCUGGAUGAUGGCAUGGCCUCAGGCCGCACCUCCCCAAACCAGCCACAGGGGGGAGCCACCAACAUUAGCAGCAGCUGCAGCCCUCGCUUGCCCUCCCUGCACGAACCUCGCACCUCAUCUCCUGCCCCGGUUCCUGCCUCCUCAGCCCCAAACCCAGAGGUCAGCUGGCCAGGCCGAACGCCGCUCUUCUCCAGCAGCCUGAAGAAAGCCCCUGCUGGCAACCCGAGAGACGUGAAGUCAGAUUACUUAGACGGAGCCAGUGAGCUCAUUUGUUUGGCUGUACAAAAAGAGAAGGAGCAGGACUUCCAAGCAGCCUUCUCCUGCUAUCGCAGCGGAGUGGACCUGCUGCUGCAAGGAGUACAAGGUGAGCCCAGUCCCACGCGGCGAGAGGCCGUGAAGAAAAAGACUGCAGAGUAUCUGAUGCGAGCAGAGCAGAUAUCCAGUCAGCAUCUGAGAAGCAACAUGGGUCAAGGGUCAACGCAGACAGUGGCUUUGGGGGCACAGUGCUGCUCGUCCAGCAGCAGAGGAAGCCAGCAGAGUCCGUCUGAGGAGCUGAGAGCUUACAGGGUGCUCGGGGUCAUAAAUAAGGUUCUUCUGGUCAUGGACAAGAGAACGCAAGAGACGUUCAUCCUGAAAGGUUUAAGGAAGAGCAGCGACUGUGGGCGGAUUAAAAGGACCAUCAUGCCUCACUCCGUGCCCCACAUGGUGCAGCUGAGGAAGUUCAUUGUUUCUGAAGACGUAGUUUUCCUCCUGCUGCAGUAUGCUGAAGGUGGAAAGCUGUGGUCACACAUUGGAAAGUACCUUCGUUGUUCAAGCCCAGAGGAGAGCUUUGAUAUUCCUUUCAUCCAGAAGAGCCACACAGCAGCUGUUCAUUCUCCGAGACACGCUGUACCAAAGCUGGAUGCAGGAUCGGCCAGUUCUGGUUCUGUGCUGCCUGCUGGUUCUGAAUCUGCUACAGGGCUGCAGAACGAAGAGGAGAACCUCGACAAAUCUCCUCAGAAAAGUGUUCUUCCAUCCAGGCUUACUAAACAAACCGGGGCCCACUCGGACUCUGGAGCCACCUCUGAGGAGGAGUGCACCAACAGUUAUCUUACACUUUGCAAUGAAUACGAACAAGAUAAAGUAGAACCAGAUGCACUAGAAGAGGAGGAAGAGAAGAGCGAACAGGAAAUGCUGUCGCUAGAGGUCCCCAACGCGACAACCACUACGUCCUCACGCAGCCGCUCGCUGAUUAGCAACGACAGCCUCUCUUCUCCCAUUAGCUCUCAGGAUCUCAGCUUUUUUACAGAUUCGUUGGACAAAAGCGGCCACACUGCAGACACCGAGCAAUACUGUGGGGAUGCCCAGGACAACAGUGAAGUCUUCAGUCCUCUGCCAUCCCCUGCUGCACCUCUGUCUUUGGACCAGUCCAAGCACACACCAAUGGAGUUCUUCCGUAUCGAUAGCAAAGACAGCGCAAGUGAGGUGACCUGUCUCGACCUAGGAGAGCAGCGUCCCUCUCACAAGCAGGUCUCUGUCUUUUCUACAUCCGACCUUGGCUCAGACGUCACUGAGGAUCUUCCUGAGCUGGCUCAGGAGGUCAAAAGCCAAGGCUUGGAGCUUUGGGGGUUGGACUGCAGUGAUAAAGGCUCCAAUGAGUCGGUGCCAGUUAUUUCAUUCAAAGAGGCUGUGGUUGAGGAUGAGGGUCACCCACCAGACCUUUUGGUCAACCUGCCUGAAUUGAGCGGGACGGAGGAUUCUUUACAAGAAGAGUUAGAGUCUUCAGGGGUGUGUUUGGGCCUCGAGGUUACAGCUUCUCCUCAGAAAUGUAUCCAGCCCGACGUCUUACAGCUUCACAGCCAGCCUGAGGCAGAGGAGGAGGAGCAGACGCUGGAGCAGGAGCUUUCAUCUUACUGCACAGCUUCUGCAACCUGUGACAUCAGUGUUGCAUCUUCCUCCCCCUUUAAUUCGCUGUGGGAUGACUGCAGCUUGGCGUUUGCACAAGAGGCCUCUGAAAAGAUGGUAGUGGAUCUCGCAUGCCAAAAAAAUAGCGCGCCCCUCGACCUCCCAGACAUCGACUCACUUAAUAAGAAACUCGAGACCAGUAUGGGCGUUAAUAAAGACUUGAUUCCAGAUCCCUGUGGUAGAAACACUGAUUCUAUCACAGCCAAAAACGGGAGUGAGGCCUGUGCAGGGGUUGAGAGUUUACCAGGGCUUAGUGGUGAAUCACAAAGAGUUAUUAGUAUUAAAGGUGGCAGCGAAUUCGACAAAGACGUAUCAAGGCUGUUCAGAGAGCUGGACGAGCUGUCGUUGGCUGCAUCGCAAGCUCGCAUCCCCGAGGAGUUUGUUCGAUGCUGGGCCGCGGAGAUGGUGACAGCCCUGGACUUUCUGCACCAAGAAGGCAUCAUCUGUCGAGACCUGAACCCCAACAACAUCCUGCUCGACCACCAAGGUCAUGUUCAGCUUACGUACUUCUGCAGCUGGAGUGACGUCGAGGAGUCCUGUGACAAAGAGGCCAUUGCCAAUAUGUACUGUGCACCAGAGGUGGGAGGUAUCAGCGAGGAGAUGGCAGCAUGCGAUUGGUGGAGUUUGGGUGCCAUCCUGUUUGAGCUACUGACAGGCAUGUCUCUGCUGCACUGUCAUCCAGCAGGAAUCGGUCGCCACACGGCUCUCAACAUCCCGGAGUCUGUUUCAGAGGAGGCCAGGUCUCUGCUGGAGCAGUUGCUCCAGUACAAUCCAAUGGAGAGACUUGGGGCAGGUGUUGGAGGCGUGGAUGAUAUCAAAUCCCACCCUUUUUUUGCCAAAAUGGACUGGCCCAAAUAGCCACUGUGCAUUGUGGGACAAAGGAAACCAGAAUUGCAUUUUUUGAGGGGGGGGGGACUAAUUGCCCUGGAUGAACUAUUUUCAGAUUGGACAAAAAAUAGAUACAACGUAAAUAACAAUGCAUUUCUGCACAUGUCGUCAUAUCUGUGCUGCCACCCGGUCACCACAUACCCCUUUUUCUUACUUCAUUUACCAAGAAGCAGUAUUAACCUCUGCGUAUAUUGUGCAUUUCUUUAUCAUGUUUACCGUGUAACCUUAUCUUUUCGUGCGGGGAGCAUGUGGUGCAAUAAUUGACACAGGAAGUGCUGGUACUGAGUGACGAUCCACUACAGCAUUGUUGCUUUAACACUCCUUGUUCUUUAGCUUUUGAGCCAAAAUGUCAACUAAGAGUGGCAGGGGGACUUUUUUUGUGAUUUAGGUUUUUUUGCAUACCAUAACUAGUGCAUGCUAAACAUUAAACUGACACCUUUCAUAAAGAUCAAUGUGCAAUACCCUCAGUCUGUUGCUACCUUUAACACUUACAUCAUUCCUUACCCAGCCCACUGAGAUUAGCCAUGACUGAGACAAGUUGAUGUGUGGUUUUAUGCUCUGAUGAAAAAACAGACAUAAUAUCUCAUUAAUUACAACAUCGUCCUUUUUUUGUUUUUUGUUGCCAACUCUUCUUACUGCCAAACAGCCCACAUACAGUCGCAGAGAUGGACACUAUGCAAGGGGAAUGAACAGGAGUAGAUUUUUUUUUCUUCAAUUGAACAAUUAAUUUAUAUUUAGAUUUGAUGUAAUGCUUAUUUAAAAGAUCAUGUCUGAAAAAAGGGCCGGUGUAAAAUAGUGAAUGAGUGUUUUCAAUGACAGAGUGUUUCGUACAUUUAAAAAAAAAAAAAAAAAAAAAUGAAGUAAAGAAUGAAGAGGUUUGAACAACACGGUUGAAAGUCACCCUUUCAAAGAUUUUGGUUGUUUUAUGAAUAUCGCAACACUGAUUUUUAUGCUUGAACAAAUUUCAUUUAUGUAAAAUACUUAAUGCUCUGAACAAGAAAUCUAUGGAACAAUAAAUAAUGUGUGUCCUGUAAAUAUACCUUUUAAAGGAUGUUGUGCUGAGUGGAAGGUUCACCCAGGUGUCAAAAAAACAUUGAUUAUGUUGAACGUGUCAAUCACUUUCUGCCGCUUCAAUCAAACCCCCCUUUUUGUUUUAGUAACACAUCUAGUAACUUAUCAGACCGAUCAAUUUCUGAAUUUGUAAUGUUUACAAUGACUGAAUUAUAUGGUGAACAUUUCAUUUGUUACUUUGGGAACUUUUUAACACUUCUUGUAUAAUGGGAUGAGACUUUGGAGACUUUUCAAACACAUCUUACACAUUUCUGUAACAACACACAGAUAGUGACUCUUCCACUGAUGCUGCACACUAUUGUACUUCACAAUACUGUUGGCAGAUUCUGGCAACUACAAGGUCCAUACUCCACUUAUUGAUCGCUUAUUAUCAGACAUAAACGUCACAUGAUUUUUUUUCUUCUGCUGAAUGUUCACCCUUGUGUGUGCUCCAUGUCUAUACUGGUCUGUCAGUCACUCUGGAAAAAAAAAAAUAAACCUACCUGGAUGAGUU